Dermacentor albipictus is the source of this 3105-nucleotide messenger RNA. Its product is annotated as calcitonin gene-related peptide type 1 receptor-like. Lineage: Eukaryota; Metazoa; Arthropoda; Arachnida; Ixodida; Ixodidae. Gene Ontology annotation, molecular function: calcitonin receptor activity. The record is from RefSeq and is a predicted model, not a curated record. Gene Ontology annotation, cellular component: plasma membrane. Gene Ontology annotation, biological process: cell surface receptor signaling pathway; adenylate cyclase-modulating G protein-coupled receptor signaling pathway.
GGAGCGCGUAGUCGGUAGCGGCUCGACGACCGGAGCGGGAGUCAGCAAACUGAGCUCUCGGUCGCACGCGCUCGUUUUCAAGCCCACGGCGCGGUGGUGGUGUUUGCGCCCCGCUCCUCCCCUCCUCUCUCACACAGGCCGACUCGGCGCACGCGACCCGCCGGCGGAGCCCUCGCGCACAUAGCAGCCGAAGACGUCGAACGGAAGAAGGAACAUCGCUCUUUACCCGAUUCGGGACGUCCCAUUCGUUUCAUCACUCCGCCUCUUCAUAAGACCGCGCUGCGCCUCUUCAUUUGGAACUGUCGAGCGGCUGUGCUGCUGUUUGGCCAAAAAUAUCCUCUGCCGAUCGUUCGUUCACUCUGCUCCGCGUAUGGAAAGUACAAUUUUCUCUCAACUCGGUUGAAACAAGAGCGGGAAUUGUAGGGACGCUUGACGGUGCAGUUUGUGUUGAGUAAUACCUGCUUCUCCAUGGAGGACCAGACUGUGCACGUUUUUCUGUCCCCUGUUCACGAGUCGCCCACGGCACACCCGUGAGCGUCACCGUCCUCAGCUCCAGCUGUUACGCCGUCGAGUCCCCGAGCUGGUCGUCGCCGAGGUUGGAUUGUCAAGUUCAGCGGACUAGCGUGGCGACGUGUGGAUUACUGCUGCAUUGUUGCUCUGCAGCCGUAGACGUGUAUGAAAGCGUGGAGGCCGUCCUCGUAUACGACGCACGUUCCGAACGAAGUAUUCGUUGGCCAUGGGCGUCGGCGAUCUCCUCUCCUGGACUAGCGACCUCAGCAGCCAUGCCCGCCCCAAUGCCAGGCCCUCCCCGAGCUUGCCUUCAGUGCGUCACGUCGCGACCCAUCACGUGACUGACCUCCAGUGACCGCGGCUGUCUGCCUUCUUUUGGAGAGCGUACUUUCCAUACUCAAGACCAUUUCGACGGUUCGUGAACGCAGUCCUUCGUAAUGACCAGAGAGCGCCGGGCUUCUGCAACACUGAUACUGUCCGCCUGCUUGCUGCCCUGGUGUUGCCUCAGUGUACAAGGCUCUCGCACCGAGCGGGUGUUCGCCCAGCUGAAGGCAUUGCGCGAGUGUGAGCAGCGGGCGUUCUUCGACGCUGGAGACAACGAUACCGCUGGAUGUGACUGGAGGUUCGACGGUUGGCACUGCUGGCCACCGACACCGCGUGGAGUCACGGCUAAAGCGCCAUGUCCUACGCUCCUGCCUGGCAACGUGAAUGCCUCAGCUACGGCCUCAUACCACUGUCUUAUGAGGGGCUCCUGGCAAGAUGAGAUGGGUAACUACAGCACCUGUACAACAUCACCGUACUUCGACCCCGAAUUGAAGCUUCUGCUUGACAUUGCUGAGGAGAUAGGGGAGUACGUUCCUUGGGAGCAGAGCUCUCCGAGAGGGGAGAACUGGAUGUGGCAAGAGAAGAUCGACCACUUCAAGCACUGCCUUGAGCACGUACUCCUCAAGCCAUUUCCUGAACUCGGGGCAAACGAGUCUCUGUGUCCCCGAACAUGGGAUGGCUGGAACUGCUGGGACGACACGCCACCUGGACAGACGGUGUUCGCGCCAUGUCCACAAUUUGUGGCCGGCUUUUUGUCGACUAGACAAGCACAUAAAUUAUGCACGUCAAACGGCACGUGGUUCCGGCACCCCGUAACCGGUCACAUCUGGUCCAACUACACCGCCUGCGUAGACACUCACGACCUUCAGUUCCGAAACUUGGUCAAUUCCCUCUACGUCACGGGAUACUCCAUAUCUCUGGUCGCUCUACUCUUGUCACUCUUCAUAUUUUGUUACUUUAGAUCUCUUCGUUGUAGGAGGAUCACUAUUCACAAGAAUUUGUUCACUUCGUUCAUCAUCAAUAAUCUAUGUUGGAUUCUAUGGUACAUCCACGUCAUCGCGCAGCCACAUGUGAUAGAAGAGAGUCCGAGCUGGUGCCAGGCUCUGCACGUCGUGACGCAGUACUUCCUUUUGUGCAAUUACCUCUGGAUGUUCUGCGAGGGUCUUUACUUGCACACGCUACUUGUUAUGGCGUUCAUCGCCGAGGACAAGAUUCUCAAGUGGUUCCUGCUCAUCGGAUGGGGGUUUCCUUUGCUUCCAACCAUAGGUUACGCUGUAAUGCGUGGCUUAGAUCCUGAGGCAUCAAGAAUGUGCUGGGUCGAGCAUGACGUCUGGUACACUUAUAUCCUGAGCGUUCCUGUGUGCUUCUCGAUACUGCUGAGCUUCGCAUUUCUCGUCAACAUCGUAAGGGUUCUUGUCACGAAGCUUCGGGCUGUCAAUUCCCCUGACAACGAGAGCACAAGGAAAGCCGUGCGGGCUACCGUGAUAUUGCUUCCUCUCCUGGGUUUGCACUACGUGGUGACUCCCUUCAGGCCCGACAAGGGAUCCAUCUUUCUUGCAUAUGAGAUAAUCUCAGCGCUGGUCACUUCGUUACAGGGUCUUUGUGUUGCUCUCCUGUUUUGCUUCUUCAAUGGAGAGGUUCUAGGCGUCCUUCGGAAGACACUCUCGCAGACACCGUGUUUCAGAAAUGACAGCCGACGGAUGUCUUACGCAAAUACCAGCAUCAGCUUUCUUCCAAGACGUUCCUCUGACGGCAGAAGUCCGUCUGUGUCGCCCAACCAUCAGCAGACCAUGCUGUGAAAGGAGACAAGCGGGAGUUUGUGUGUAAAAAGACUGGACAGCUCAUUUCUUCGCCAAUUGAACGUCAAAUAUUCCUGGGGGACAAUUUCGCCGAACAGCAAACACGCACACGCACGGACGAUGCCAAGUUUUUCGUUACACGGCCAGACACUCGUCCCCAACUGUGCUUGCAAGAAACUCCGCUCUCCUUGCGAAUGUCGCGAUGUGCAUACCAACGGACCGACCGUCGCUGUCCACCGUAACAUGGUGGCAGCCCAUCGGACAUCAGAUCACAAAUGUUUUCUUCUUUUUAUUAUUUUGUCGAUGAUGUCGAUUGCUUAUACCUACCCGAGUUUUUUUGUUGUUGUUACUUUGCGAGGAAUAUGUCAACCAAACGAUUGUGCCGUUAACACGAGAAAAGCGCUUAUGAGUGCUAACUGUGACUGAAAUGUACGAAGAGAUGCGCGUGAAGUGAACUUUUUGAGAGACGAAA